UUUUCAAGUCGGAGAGCUGCUGCGACGGAAGGGAAUGGCGGCGAAUGAAGAAGCGGUGAAGUACGUAUGGGAAGGAGCAAUUCCUCUGCAGAUUCAUCUCCACAAAUCCGAAGUCGCUUCUCACCCGCCUCCUCCUCCUGCUCUCGUGUUAGCGCCAAGAAUAGGAUACUUGCCUCUGUUAGAUCAUCUUAUAAAGCCUUACUUCAAGGAUUCACUUCCUCCUGGGGAAGAUUCCAUCUGGUUUGACUACAAAGGAUUGCCUCUGAAAUGGUAUAUACCAACGGGUGUUCUUUUCGAUCUCCUAUGUGCAGAACCAGAGAGACCUUGGAAUCUCACGAUACACUUUAGAGGAUAUCCUAGCAACGUACUGAUACCAUGUGAAGGAGAAGAUUCUGUCAAGUGGAACUUUGUUAAUUCUUUGAAGGAGGCGGCAUAUAUUAUCAAUGGAAAUUGCAAGAAUGUUAUGAAUAUGUCUCAGAGCGAUCAAGAGGAUCUGUGGACCUCUGUCAUGAACGGUGAUCUUGAUGCCUACACAAGAUUAUCACCCAAGAUUAAAAUGGGAAAUAUCGAAGAUGAGUUUUCAAGAAAAGCAAGUGUGUCAUCUCCACAAUCUCGACAAGGUGGGACUGAGAUAGAUGUGGCUGGACAAGUCAAGACAGCAAGGGUUCCUGUUCGGUUGUAUGUUCGAAGUGUGAGUAAAGAUUUCGAGAAUCUUGAAGAUGUACCUGAGAUGGAUACAUGGGAUGAGAUCUCGUACCUAAAUCGCCCUGUUGAUUUCCUCAGAGAAGAAGGGAAAUGCUUUACUUUACGAGACGCCAUUGAAAGUCUCCUCCCGGAGUACAUUAGAGACAGAGCUCAAACGAGUGGAGAAGAGGGUGAAGAAAGAACCACGGAUGCAUCAGAUGUCUCGCAGGAGACGAGGGGAGAAAUCAAAAUGGUAAGGAUCCAAGGGAUUGAGAUGAAACUAGAGAUACCAUUUUCGUGGGUGGUAAAUAACUUGAUGAACCCAGAGUUCUAUCUCCAUGUCUCUGUUCUUGUUAAAGAACCUCAAAGGUAGGCUCUCUGCAUCUUCAACCGAACUGUUAACUGAACCGGAUUGCUUUCACGUUUGUCUUAGAAGCCAAAAGAAUCAACGAUUUGUUUACAUACAAGCAACUACAAGUACAGUGAAAUUGAAAUUGUUUAAAAUGGUCGAUCAGUACUUGACCAGUCUUUAUUA
Messenger RNA from Brassica oleracea var. oleracea, 1219 nucleotides. RefSeq names its product autophagy protein 5-like. The transcript is spliced from 8 exons. Bases 35 to 1057 code for a protein of 340 amino acids. Lineage: Eukaryota; Viridiplantae; Streptophyta; Magnoliopsida; Brassicales; Brassicaceae. The record is from RefSeq and is a predicted model, not a curated record. Gene Ontology annotation, cellular component: cytoplasm; Atg12-Atg5-Atg16 complex; phagophore assembly site membrane. Gene Ontology annotation, biological process: C-terminal protein lipidation; autophagy of mitochondrion; nucleophagy.